Molecule: messenger RNA, 1581 nt
Organism: Staurois parvus
Lineage: Eukaryota; Metazoa; Chordata; Amphibia; Anura; Ranidae
Source: the annotation of a GenBank genome assembly
AUGGCUGACUCUAACCUGGCCAAGAUGAAAGGUCAGGAACUAUCCAAGGAGGAGAAGCUGCGCUUGCGAAAGGAGAAGAAGCAUCAGAAGAAGAACAAGGAGAGGGCGGCGGUGGCAGCGGAGGCCAGGGACGUUGUGCAGGACGCCGCUGUACAGAAAACUGAGGUACAGCCACCCAUCACAGCACCGGCCCCUCCAGUACCAACAACUGCUGCCAGCCCAAUGCCUGAGGUACCACCUGCAGGAAGAAGUAAGGCUGAGAUGAGGGCGGAGAGGAGAGCCAAGCAAGAGGCCGAACGGGCACAGAAACAGAGUAAGAAGACGGAGCCGGGUGUGGGGCCUGCCCCAAGCAAACCCAAGAGCCAGCCUACAGACAUCCAGACAGUAAAACGCCUCCCAGAUCACGUCCAGGUCGAUGAUCCAGCAGCCCAGAAGAAGCUGGCAAAGAAGUUGGAGAGACAGCAAAAGACAAGUGUUGGGAGAGCCACAGCCCACCGUGGGCUGGAGGUUCCUCUGCGACAAGAUUAUGGGACAAAAGUCAGCUUGUUCUCUCAUCUCCAUCAGUACAGUCGGAAAUUGCCUCUCACCCAGCAGCUAAGCAUCCCGUCCUCAGUGAUACACCCGGCUGUGGUGAGGCUCGGCCUUCAGUACUCACAGGGUAUUAUCAGUGGCUCCAACGCCAGAUGUAUCGCAUUACUGCACUGCUUCAAACAGGUGAUCCGAGACUACAGCACUCCACCCAAUGAGGAGCUCUCACGUGACCUGGUCAACAAACUGAAGCCUUACAUUAGUUUCCUGACUCAGUGUCGCCCCCUGUCAGCCAGUAUGGGAAAUGCCAUAAAAUACAUCAAGAAAGAGAUCUCAAAUAUGGGUCGGCAGAUGGGAGAGGAGGAGGCAAAGGAAGAGUUGUAUCAAUGCAUAGACAAUUACAUCCAUGAGAAAAUCCGGCUGGCAGCCCAGGCCAUUUCCAAAUCUGCGGCAGAGAAGAUCAGCCAGGGUGACGUCAUCCUGGUGUAUGGCUGCUCAUCACUGGUGACCUUCACGCUCUGUGAGGCCCACAACAGCGGGAAGAGGUUCCGGGUCGUUGUGGCAGAUAGCCGGCCACGGCUGGAGGGGAGAGAGACGCUGAGACGAUUGGUGAACUGUGGCAUCCAUUGUACAUACAUCAUGAUCACUGCCAUCUCUUACAUCCUACCAGAGGUGUCCAAGGUGUUUCUGGGGGCACAUGCUCUGCUGGCCAAUGGCUACGUCAUGUCACGGGUCGGGACCUCUCAGAUCGCAUUGAUUGCCAAAGCCUACAAUGUGCCAGUGCUGGUGUGCUGCGAGACCUACAAAUUCUGCGAGAAAGUGCAGACGGACUCCUUCGUCUCCAAUGAACUGGAUGACCCAGAUGACCUGGUGGUGACACGCAAGGGGCAGACUCCAUUGAAGGAGUGGGACAAGAACUCCUCACUGCGGCUGCUGAACUUGGUGUACGACGUGACACCUCCUGACCUUGUGGACCUGGUGAUUACAGAUCUAGGAAUGAUCCCCUGCACAUCUGUUCCUGUGGUCCUGAGAGUGAAGAGUGGAGAGCAGUGA